Molecule: messenger RNA, 664 nt
Organism: Cucurbita pepo subsp. pepo (vegetable marrow)
Lineage: Eukaryota; Viridiplantae; Streptophyta; Magnoliopsida; Cucurbitales; Cucurbitaceae
Product: GPI-anchored protein LLG3-like
Source: RefSeq, a predicted model, not a curated record
AUGGCGUCGAGUCAAAGUUGCCUUUAUUUUGUCCUUUUCUGUCUCUUCAUUUCCCUCACUUACUCCAACGUCCUCUCUUAUGAGGCCCUCAUAGCUGGUAAACCAACUGGACGUUCCCUUCUUCAAGCCCAAAAAGAAUGUACGGUGGACAUGGAAGCGCAAAAUUACACGAUCUUGACAAGCCAAUGCAAAGGGCCGAAGUACCCAGCGACGUCGUGCUGCCACGCAUUGUUGGAGUUCUGCUGCAGCUUUGUGGAAGAAUUGAACGACCGGACCAACAACUGCGCCACCACAAUGUUCAGUUACAUUAACCUCUACGGCCAAUACCCACCUGGCCUCUUUGCCAAUCAAUGCAAGGGUGGAGAACAAGGCCUGGAGUGUGGCAAACCCCUCCUUUCUCAAGAUGGGAGUGGCCACAUCAGUUUAUCUUCGGCUCGUUCGCUCCGUCAAACUCGGUCCCGACUCUACUCUCUCGCUCUUGCUCUCGCUCUCAUAUUUAUGCUCCAUGUAUUGCUUUAGAACACGAAAGGGGAACGGAAAGUUCUUUAUCUUACGUUCCCCGUUUUGUUGUCUUUCUUUAUACGACGAAGGUUUUGAAUCUUUCUGUGUUUGUUUGAUCGGUUAACCGUGACUUUGGUGGGAUUGGGAUAUGAAAGCUACUUAU